UGAGGUGAGGAAGUUGUGCUGGCUGCUGCUGCGUCACCACUGAUACCAACCGGAAGAAAUACAACAGUAUUUGUGUAUAACUGCUGUCCUUGAAAGUUUCAUACACCUCUCUGGAUCCUCUUCAAUUGUUCAACUUUGUCGACUUCUGUCCAAUGUUUUUUUUUUUCUUUUUUUUUGUCUUUUACUGCAAGAAACUUCAUUUAGGCUUCUGUGCAUCUCAUUCUUGAACCCUACUUAUAGACCGGUGGGGUGUGGGGAUUGUGGGGGUGACCAGAUGGCCCUAAGUGUGUAAUUUAGAGGAGAAGCCAUUGGAAACGUGUUUGUGGAAAAGAGAGGUAAGGUGCAGACAAGCUAUGGGAUGCUGCAGUGUGACCCAGAGGCAUACAGGGAUUGAUGAAGUGGGCCCAGAUGAGAUCGAACUCCUGGAAAUCAGCAAUGGAGGGAUCUGGAAUCUUGCUGAAAGCAGGCUCCAGAUUUCCACAAGGAAUGGCACAGAUGAAGGUCGUCCUCGCUGUCCCACUGUGAGGCACCUGAAGCAGGAGAAUCCAGAACCUGUCUCUGUGACUGUGACGGACACAACAAAACGCAACAAUUCACAACUGGUGCUUUGGGGCUUGACAAAAAAUGAACUCCAUCAUAGGCUAUACACUCAACCAAUCAGAGGAUGGGAAGGACAGGCACCACACACCUAUGGAGACAUUAUCCACUCCUCUUCAGUGUAUUUACACAGUGGAUACACAAAGGCUAUGAGUGAAAGAUAUCUGGUUUUAUUUUCCUUCCAUUUGUUAAUCCUCGCAUUGGACAGCUCUAAUCAUGAUUUUAUUUAUGAGGGCAUUCUUCCUCUCUCAGCCAUUGAGGUGCGUCUGAUCUCACAGCAGGACCACAGUUCUCAACAUAUGUUUGAGAUCAGCGGGCCUAUGGUGGACUCAAAGAUCUUCCUUUGUGCUACUGCUGCUGAAACCAAAACCUGGAUGGAAAAUAUCGAGGACAGGAGAUACAAAUCCCUAAGGCAACAGCUGAGCCCGUCCCAUAGCACGCUCUCAUACCUGGUGCCAUGUAAUGAAAACUGGAAGAGGGAGGAGCUUAAAAGGUACUUACUGCGGUCUCCCAUCUUGGAAUGGGAGGGGAAGCCCAUUCAGCACAUGGGCUAUCCAAGAUACAUUUCACUGGUGCACAUCACCAACAUAUACACACAGGACCGGCGUUUGCAUGAACCUCAGGAGCGUUUGCUUGUGCUCUUCCCAUGUGACCUCCUCGUUCUGUCUCUAGACUGUCAUCAUAUACGUGUGAAAUAUGAGGGUCGUCUGCCACUUAAGAGCAUUAAAGCCAUGGAAAAAUCUGCACUACCUGGCAGACUGGAGUUUGAACUCAAGGGUGAAUUGAUGGAGCCUCUGCUUGUCUCCUGUACCUCCCCUGAGGACUAUCAAAGCUGGAUCUUCCAGUUACAACAGCCUGAUAAUCUGCCAGAUUCAUUGCCACAUCAUACCCCUCCACCUCUGAUACCGAAGAAGCGCAGAAGCUGAGGAUGAUGUGACAGAUGGAAAUUAAAAUGGCUGUGAACUCCAUAUACUGUGCCGAAUGAAAGCUGCUGUUUACAAAUGAACAGUACUGUUGCAUUUUACUCCUAAGUAACAAACCUCUUCACUGCUUGUGAGGAAGGAUCUUCAAUAGCUAGGAAAUGUGCAGGUUUAGAUAGUAACUAUUACAGUAUGCUCCAUAAAUAUCUGUUUUGAGGUAGGGAACAGGCCUCAAAUGCAUGCACACAUACAGUAAGUACAAUGUAUACAAUUAAUACAAAUGUAUAAAUGUGACGUAAUACAUUGUUUUAAUUAGUACUUAAUUCCAGGGUCUCAUAUAUCUGAGCUAAAGAAUCUUUCUUCUUCUUCUCCAAAUACAUCAAACAAAGUUCAAGUGA
Molecule: messenger RNA, 1915 nt
Organism: Carassius auratus (goldfish)
Lineage: Eukaryota; Metazoa; Chordata; Actinopteri; Cypriniformes; Cyprinidae
Exons: 12
Coding region: 354-1523 (389 amino acids)
Cellular component (GO): cytoplasm
Molecular function (GO): guanyl-nucleotide exchange factor activity
Source: RefSeq, a predicted model, not a curated record